AUGCCGGGGCCCGCGGGCGGGCGCCGGCGCCCUCGAGGGAGGAGGCGGGCGCGGGCCGGAGCGCCGGGCCGCGCCCCCCACCCCAAGCGCUGGCAGAUCCGAGGGCGGGACGGGGGGGAGGGUGGGGGCGGGGGAAGGAACUCGGGCUCCCAAGCCCAUCCCCCGCCCCAGGGCGCCCCCCGAGAGGCGGCCACCGCGCCCAGCGCCCGGCUUGCCAGCAGCGCCGAGCGGGCCAGACCGGCGGGCCGCGGAGAGGAGGAGCUGGCAGGGCUGCGUUGGCGGCGGGGCGACGCGGGCUCACUUACGAGCUGCCGCGAGGGCGCGGGUGGGCCGGAGCUCAUUGGGACGACCCCCGGGCGGCGGCGGCUGAGCGAGAGCCUGAGCCCGAGCGGCGCGGGCGGCGGCGCAUCGAUGCGCUGCGGGUUCGAUUGCGUCUCCCUGGGCCAGCUCUUGGGCCGGGAAUGGGGCGGCCGCGGCGGGUCUGGCUCCGGGCGCUGCCGGGCGGCGGUGGUGGGGGACGGUAAGAUCAAAAGUCUCCGCUCGCCCCCAGCCUGCGGGCUUGGGCUCGGUCCAGACGCCUCCCUGAAUGCAGAUGUGCUGCUGCCGUCCUCCCGGGCUAUAAAGCCGCCUCCAGCGCCUUCGCGCGCGCAGGAGCGCUCGGAGUUGCGGGGUGCGGACCCCGGGCGGUUGCGGGGAAUCGGAGUCCGGCUGCGACUGGGCUCCCAGGCGGGCCUUGUGUGUGGCGAACUCGGGGGCGGGGGCGCGGCGAGCGGUUGGUGCCUGCGGCCGCGGAGGCUAAAACAACUGCCCCUCCAGGCCCGGGAGACUCGGCCGUGGGGCGUGAAACGCUUCUUGCGAACGAGGAAACGAUGCCUGUCACCAGAGAAAAAUGCCAUUGUGUUGUGUCGUGCUGAUGCCACGCUGAGACUGGUAACCCUAUCAGCCUGCAGCGAGACUACGGAGUCAGAACCCAAGAACGAUGACUUUUGGCAUCAUCUUCCGGCUAGUGACUGCAGGAACAUAAACUCCCUGGGGACACGCAGGGGCUCUUUUGGUCUUGUUGAUGGCUAUAUCCACACGGGGCCGGCAUGGGGGCAGAACCUAGAAGGCAUCCAAUACCUGAAUGGACACAUCUCUGAGAGGAAGACUCAGAAAUGACAAGUUUUCAUCUCGAUGUGACUCCAGCUUUCUGGCGUGUCUUGGUCCAAAGAGCCUCUGCACGUCUCUCCAGAGACAGGCCUGGAACUUGCACCUGUGACGGCCACGUCGCUUUGCCCGUGGCUUUCCCCGGCUGUCUAUCCUGGGACAAUGAAUCAAGGGUGUUUGGCAAAUGAAGAUUUUUUUUUUAAGUUUACUUUUUUUAUUUUGAGAGAGAGAGAGAGAGAAAGAGAGAGAGAGA
Prionailurus viverrinus (fishing cat) is the source of this 1399-nucleotide messenger RNA. Its product is annotated as translation initiation factor IF-2-like. The record is from RefSeq and is a predicted model, not a curated record. Lineage: Eukaryota; Metazoa; Chordata; Mammalia; Carnivora; Felidae. Bases 1 to 1158 code for a protein of 385 amino acids. The transcript is spliced from 7 exons.